CGUCCUGUGCGGCGCGUCAGUGGAUCGCGAGGCGACGCGAGGCAGCGCCGGAGCCGAAUCGUCCUCAGCCCCGUUGUCUGUGAGGAUGAGCCGACGAAGACGAGUCUGCGCCAGAUGCUGCAUUUCAAACAGUGCUAGCAGUGCGUUUGUCAUUGAAAAGAGAAGGGCUGCAAGUGUUAUUGCAGCGCAAAGAAGCCGUGAAGCAGUUGGUGAAAUGAAUCGCAACAGUGUCUGACAAACAGAUUUUCAAUCACUAAUUAAAUACAAUGAUGAACCGCGAGAAUGAGGAACAAAAACCAAUAGCCCAGACUCUUUGCGGUGCUAUUCAAAAAGAAGCCAAUUGCAAAUGUCUGGUCCUUUCUGUAUUAAUCUACGGAUGCCUUGCCGCUGUCACUUGGUGCAGAUGUGCUAACGUAACUAAGAUUGUUAUUAACUUUUCCAAAUUUCCAAUUAAGAGCACAAAACAUGUCUCACCAUGUGACGAUGGUUAUAUUUACAUUCCUGUGGCGUUCAUGGGGAUGCUUUACCUCGUCUAUCUCGUGGAGUGCUACCAUUCCCCGAUUAGAAUCGACCUGCUGCACGCUGAGGGUCAGGGCGGGGCGCUCGCGAAGCUAACGCAACUGCGGUUGGCCCAGCCGACCAUCUGGUGGAAGGCCAUCUCCUACCACUACGUGCGCAGAAAGCGCCAGAUCAUGCGUUACAGGAACGGCGACAACUUUACUACCACACAGGUAUAUUACGAAAGAGUCAACUCUCACGCAGCGACGUCUUUCUACUUCUAUGACUACUGCGGCUCCAAGGACAUCAGCAAGGAACUCAUACUAGAUCCAAAAAUACCGAUAACCAAGAUCACAUUAUCCAAGGGUUUUGCCUUUUCGAACGUUAGAUCGGCCACGGAAUUCGAGGAGGCCAGAUCGCGAUUCUUCGCUGAACAGGAAUUUAGAGACGAUUACAUGGAAAUGAGGGAGGGCUUGGAUUUAGGCUGCAAUUUCAGUCCGAUGACCCUUGUGGCGGUCCUAGGAAAUCCAUGGUUCACUAGGUCUUAUGUCUACUGGUGCCUUAGUGCGCUCUUGCUUAGUUGGCCACUCAGAAUUAUCAUCGAAUGUAAUACGCAAUAUGUCGACUAUCAGGUAACGAAGCUUUUCGGCGUGAACUACGACACGCCGACCAACAUCCAAAUACACACGUCGGCGAGUCAACUAAGCGCCCCGGGAUCUUACAUGCUUGCCCCGAGCUACAGCGAGGCCUUGCUCAUGGAGCCCGCGGUCCACCCGGGCAGCAGCCGCGCGACUACCUCGAGCGAGCCGGGGGAGUCGGACAUGGUGCCGAGCUACUCCGAGGCGUUGCUUUACGAGCGGGCCGCGGCUGAGCACCAGCCGGCGUUCGCCGAGCAGCAAAGGCUCUCGGAACCAUCCUCGAUCGCUUGCGACUGCCCCUGUCAUGGACUGGCCGAGAACGCGAGAACGGGCCCCGAGGACUUGCUCUCCCUCGAGAGCCUGCAAAUGAACGACGCCUGGAGGCCGAGUCCCCUGGAUAAGGGGGAGGAGCAGGAGCAGGAGGUGGAGGUAGAGAUGGCGGCGAUGCAGGAGAUGGAAGGGAAUGAGGUCGCGGGCGCUUCCAGUGCCGCUGCGGUCUCACGGAGGCCGAGGCUCACGAUCUCCCAGCACCGGCCGACGGCGCCGAGCAGAGGCUGCGCGCGCAUUUGCGAGAGCUGCCUGAACGAUGCGGAGCGCCGUGGCCCCCAGGAGGCGACGACCGAUUUGCAGCACCGAAGGCGACGUUGCGCGAUCACCCGCGACUACUCCGAGCCCGACCUAAGGCAUAGUGCCGAAAUGUUGGCCAGCUGGAGUUUCACCCGAGGCAACGGACGUAGCUUGGAGAGCAUCGUCGAGAACGAGGAGACUGAGAACCCGUUGAGCGCCCGAUCGAUCCCAAGCAGAGUCGAGGUCGAGAACGAUAAUCGGCAGCAGGGAAGGAGCACGGGGGCGAUCCCCAAGCGAGGGCCGACGGAGCCGGACAAGCAGCAGGGCUCGAGCAGCCGGGUAACGGUGAAUCCGAUCGCGGAGGCGGUCAAGCGCCUUCCCAAUUCCAGGAGCACUUACUUCUGCCUCAAGUCCAUCCUCAAAAACAACCGUCGGCGCUUUACCCUCGUCACGCCCGAGGAGCUACAGAGCCUGACGGACGCGGCCGAGCCGAGCACCGCCGACGAGGAUCGUUGCGCCUGCGACGGCUGCCGGUCGGAGCUCGAGAGACCCGGAAGCCUGAGGAUCGGCAAGAGGCAGCGACCGAACAGCUGCCAGUCCCUCAGCUUCAGGAUUGAGAAUUCCAGAACUUUGAUCUUCGCGAGUCCGAUCCAAAUGGUUUGUCCGUCAGAUCCGUUCGGGGGUCGCAAUGUCGUACAGAGUGAGAAUCUCCCGAAUUACGAAGAGGCCUUGAAUAUGCCUGUCCUAUCACGGCUCCGUCGCUCACUCACCGAUCGGGAUUCCUCGACCUCGUCGUCAGCGACCGCCGCAACUUCCCCUACCUCGAGUUCGCAAGCGAAUCGCGCAUGGAAACACCGACGCACCAGAAGCACGGAUCCUCAAUUUCUGGCCUCUUUCAGCCUUCGGUCCCGCAGCUCCACUAACAACCAAACGAGCCGCACCGAGACGACGAUAUCGCUUCCCUCGUACGACGGGCUCACCGUGCCCGUAGAUUCCCGCAGCACUGCCAGUCACUCGACCGACGAACGUUGUCCCUUCCUCAGGCUCGACGAGCUCUCCACCAGAUCCUCGACUUCAUCGACGGAACACGAAGUCGCUGCAGCCACGGUCACAGUCGUCGCCGCAACGCAUGGGACAACUGAAGGGGUCAAGACGAUGUCGAGGCUGACGCGCUCGCUGACCGAGAGGCGAAGCACGCCAGGAUCGCGAAGACACGACAGGGAACUAAGGAAGAGCUGCACCGAUCGGAUAGACACGGGGUGUCGGAUAGCCGGCGUCAGGCGUUCGAAUAUUAAUAUUGAGACGUCGUUGUAGGGUGCCGAGGAGGACGACGAGACUGUCGUGUGCGACUCGACGACAGUGCCGAGAAGAGAUGAAUAUUAGUCGCGCACGACUCGAAGUGAAAGUGAGAGUUGGAAUUUUAUUCAAACUUGCCGUGAACAUAGCGAGAUUUAUUUAUCGAAUAAUGAGCAAUUUGUUUGAGCGAGACGCUAUCUUUUAUAUUAAAUGGAUUAUCAGAGUAAUAUGACUUUCCUUGCACGUAGGAAACUUUACUUUGUUUGACAAUUAAACGUCCACUCGCUUUGGUAAAUUAUAUUUACUUUUAAUACAC
This is a messenger RNA of Ceratosolen solmsi marchali, 3315 nucleotides long. RefSeq lists its product as uncharacterized. Bases 267 to 3017 code for a protein of 916 amino acids. The transcript has 13 exons. Lineage: Eukaryota; Metazoa; Arthropoda; Insecta; Hymenoptera; Agaonidae. The record is from RefSeq and is a predicted model, not a curated record.